CUAGUACUAUUACGAGUGAGUGAGUGUUGCUGAUAGACGAGUCUCAACUUAACUGCAAAAACAAACUUCAUUUCUAGAUUCAAUUGCUAUGACAUUUUGAAAAAAAAAAACAAUGAAUCAAACGCUGCGUUUCACACUCCUUCUUCUUCUCUUCACCUCCGUCUUCUCUUGGAAGAAAGAUGAAUUCAGAAACUGCAACCAAACCCCAUUCUGCAAACGAGCUCGAUCCCGAUCACCCGGUUCCUCCGACCUCAUCGCCACCCAAAUCACCGUCACCGACGGCGACCUAACCGCUAACCUAAUCCCCAAAUCACAACCUGAUUCAAAACCCUUAAUCCUCACUCUCUCCGUUCAUCACGACGGAAUCCUCCGUCUCAAGAUCGAUGAAGAUCAUCAUUCUUCUCAUAACCAUCCCAAAAAACGCUUCCAAGUCCCCGACGUCGUCGUUGAAACCUUCGCCGCCACCAAACUCUGGCUUCAACGCCUCACCUCCGAAGACGCCGCUUCUUCCGUUUACCUCUCCGAUGGUUACUCCGCUGUAAUCCGUCACGAUCCGUUUGAACUCUUCAUCCGCGAUGAUAACUCCGGCGACCGGGUAAUUUCUUUAAACUCACACGGUUUAUUUGAUUUCGAACAGUUAAGAGAGAAAAACGAAGAUGAUAAUUGGGCAGAGAGUUUCCGUACUCAUACUGAUAAAAGACCUUACGGUCCUCAAUCGAUUAGUUUCGAUGUUUCUUUCUAUGAUGCUGAUUUUGUUUAUGGGAUUCCUGAACGUGCUACGAGUCUUGCGUUGAAACCAACUAGAGGACCUAAUGUUGAAGAAUCGGAACCUUAUAGGCUUUUCAAUUUGGAUGUUUUUGAAUAUAUUCAUGAUUCGCCGUUUGGACUUUAUGGUUCGAUUCCGUUCAUGCUUUCUCAUGGUAAGGUGAGGGGAACUUCUGGGUUUUUCUGGUUGAAUGCUGCUGAGAUGCAAAUUGAUGUUCUUGGUUCUGGUUGGGAUGCUGAGUCGGGGAUUUCGCUUCCUUCUUCUCAGAAUAGGAUUGAUACAAUGUGGAUGAGUGAAGCUGGUGUGGUUGAUGCGUUUUUCUUUGUUGGUCCUCGGCCGAAAGAUGUUUUGAGGCAGUAUGCUGCGGUGACUGGAGCUUCUGCUUUGCCUCAGAUGUUUGCGGUGGCUUAUCAUCAGUGCAGAUGGAACUAUCGUGAUGAGGAGGAUGUGGAGAAUGUUGAUGCGAAAUUCGAUGAAUUUGAUAUUCCUUAUGAUGUUUUGUGGCUUGAUAUUGAGCAUACUGAUGGUAAGAGGUAUUUUACUUGGGAUAGGACUCUUUUCCCUAAUCCUGAGGAGAUGCAGAGGAAAUUGGCUGGUAAAGGGAGGCACAUGGUUACCAUUGCAGAUCCUCAUAUUAAAAGAGAUGAGAAUUAUUAUUUGCAUAAGGAGGCUUCUGAGAAAGGGUAUUAUGUUAAGGAUUCAAGUGGGAAUGAUUUUGAUGGUUGGUGCUGGCCUGGUUCUUCGUCUUACCCUGAUACUUUGAACCCUGAAAUUAGGUCCUGGUGGGCUGAUAAAUUUUCUUAUCAAAGUUAUGUUGGUUCAACUCCUUCACUUUACAUAUGGAAUGACAUGAAUGAGCCUUCUGUCUUCAAUGGUCCUGAGGUGACAAUGCCUAGAGAUGCUAUACAUUAUGGAGGUGUUGAACAUCGGGAGUUGCACAAUGCCUAUGGGUAUUACUUCCACAUGGCAACAGCUGAAGGGCUAGUGAAGCGUGGUGAAGGGAAAGACAGACCAUUUGUUUUGUCAAGAGCAUUGUUUGCCGGAAGUCAAAGAUAUGGAGCAAUUUGGACUGGCGAUAACUCUGCUGAUUGGGAUCACCUUAGAGUUUCCGUUCCAAUGGUUUUGACCCUUGGCCUUACUGGGAUGUCAUUCUCUGGUCAGUAUCAUCCUUCUCAUGAUGCAUUCAUUACUUUGUUAUUCUUUUCUUUAAAUAUUCAUACAACUUUGCACAAGUUGGGAUUCUUUUCUCUUGUCGUUCAGAUGAUCACAUAUCAUGUACAUUAUGCAGGCGCUGAUGUUGGUGGGUUUUUUGGGAAUCCGGAACCUGAGUUAUUGGUCCGCUGGUACCAGUUAGGAGCUUACUAUCCUUUCUUUAGGGCCCAUGCCCAUCACGACACAAAAAGACGAGAACCAUGGUUGUUUGGUGAACGAAAAACAGAACUAAUUAGGGAUGCUAUACAUGUUCGUUAUGCACUUCUCCCAUAUUACUACACACUAUUCAGGGAGGCUAACACUACUGGCGUUCCUGUGGCCCGCCCAUUAUGGAUGGAAUUCCCAUCUGACGAAGCUACUUUUAGCAAUGAUGAAGCUUUCAUGGUUGGCAACAGUAUUUUAGUGCAAGGGAUCUAUACUGAGCGAGCUAAGCAUGCAUCUGUCUAUCUUCCUGGAAAACAACCGUGGUACGACCUAAGAACUGGAACUGUGUACAAGGGAGGAGUGACACACAAGUUGGAGGUUACAGAGGAGAGCAUUCCUGCUUUCCAGAGAGCUGGAACGAUUCUAACGAGGAAGGACCGGUUUCGGCGAAGUUCCACUCAGAUGGCAAAUGAUCCCUUCACUCUGGUUAUAGCUCUGAAUAGUUCCCAAGCAGCUGAAGGUGAACUGUACAUUGAUGAUGGCAGCAGUUUUGGUUUUCUAGAAGGUGCCUUUAUCCAUAGACGUUUUGUUUUUGCAAAUGGGAAACUUACAUCUGUAGAUGUGGCACCUACUUCUGGUGGCAAUGUUCGUCAUAAAUCAGAUGUUGUCAUUGAGAGGAUUAUCCUGCUAGGACAAGCUCCUGGCUCAAAGCAUGCUUUGAUUGAACCUUCAAAUCAAAAGAUUGAUUUAGAACUUGGGCCGCUUUGGGUUCAAAGGGCUCGUUCACCACUUUUCACGACCAUACGUAAACCUAAUGUCCGUGUUGCAGAAGAUUGGACUAUCAAAAUUUUGUAAGCGGUAGUGCAAAAGAUUUGGUUCUUUAAUUGAGUUGAUAUGAAGUUCAACCUCACAAGUUAGGGUAAGGAGAAAAGAAGUCUUGAAGAAUGCCUGUGCACAAAUACAGUUUCAGCGGCUUGUUUAAUGACUUAGGAUUUGAGAACUUUAGAGAUGUAUGCUUGGAAGUUGCGACUACAAUGUAUCCUACGAAUUAAUUUGACAAUGAUAAUUUUUAUCAUCUGGAAUUGUCAUCUGUUUGGCUUUGGGAAAGUACAUUGAAGAAUGCAAUAACAGUUACUUUAUAUAAGUUCCUCGAAAA
This is a messenger RNA of Trifolium pratense (red clover), 3278 nucleotides long. Its product is annotated as probable glucan 1,3-alpha-glucosidase. Gene Ontology annotation, biological process: N-glycan processing; carbohydrate metabolic process. The coding region runs from base 113 to 2977 and encodes 954 amino acids. The transcript has 5 exons. The record is from RefSeq and is a predicted model, not a curated record. Gene Ontology annotation, molecular function: alpha-glucosidase activity; carbohydrate binding. NCBI's taxonomy places the organism in Eukaryota, Viridiplantae, Streptophyta, Magnoliopsida, Fabales, Fabaceae.